Leptosomus discolor (cuckoo roller) is the source of this 1012-nucleotide messenger RNA. The record is from RefSeq and is a predicted model, not a curated record. Lineage: Eukaryota; Metazoa; Chordata; Aves; Leptosomiformes; Leptosomidae.
CUUGUAGUCUGACACAAAUGCAAGUUACCUGAGAGCUGCUCGAGCUGGCAACUUGGAAAAGGCUCUCGACUAUUUGAAAAGUGGAGUGGACAUCAACAUUUCAAAUCAGAAUGGGUUGAAUGCUCUCCAUCUCGCUUCCAAAGAAGGGCACGUAGAAGUUGUCUCUGAACUGAUACAGCGAGGUGCCAGCGUGGAUGCAGCGACAAAGAAAGGAAACACAGCACUGCACAUAGCGUCCCUUGCUGGCCAAGCAGAAGUAGUUAAAGUGUUGGUUACAAAUCGGGCCAACGUCAAUGCACAGUCUCAGAAUGGUUUCACUCCACUGUAUAUGGCAGCCCAAGAAAACCACCUGGAGGUUGUUAAGUUUCUUCUUGACAAUGGUGCCAGUCAAAGCCUUGCCACAGAGGAUGGUUUCACGCCUUUGGCAGUAGCUUUGCAGCAAGGUCAUGACCAGGUGGUUUCACUGUUGCUCGAAAAUGAUACAAAGGGAAAAGUCCGUCUUCCUGCCCUUCACAUCGCUGCUCGGAAGGAUGAUACAAAGGCAGCGGCUCUGCUCCUGCAGAACGACCACAAUGCUGAUGUGGAGUCAAAGAGUGGGUUCACUCCCCUCCACAUAGCUGCUCACUAUGGAAAUAUCAAUGUAGCUACAUUGCUGUUAAAUCGGGGUGCCGCUGUGGACUUCACUGCAAGGAAUGAUAUCACACCAUUACAUGUUGCAUCAAAGAGGGGAAAUGCAAAUAUGGUCAAACUCCUACUUGAUCGAGGAGCUAAAAUUGAUGCCAAAACAAGGGUAAGCUUAAGUGUAAAUGCUGUGAGUGACUGUAGAAUUCUUGCCUCUGACCUGUUAGUUGCUGUACAGCUUAAAUCAUUCAUCUUCCUGGCAGGCUACCAAAGCUGCACUGCAUUUCUUUUUUAUAAAAUAGUUGCAGUAGGAUGCUAACAAUUUACAUCUCUUAAAGCAGAGUGUGAAACACCACGUAUGGCAAAGCUCAAAACCAACAAUUUUCUGUGU